AAUUCAAAUCUUAACAGAUAAAGUAUUUGAUGAGCUUAAAAAUAAUAUAAAAAAUGAACAAGUUUCAAGUAAACUAGAGGAUAAAGGAUAUUAUAAUAAUAGAAUUAAUGAGAUUCGUGAAGAAUUCUUAACAAAUAAUCAAAAAUUAAAAGAUUACAUAUUCUUAGAAGAUGGAAAUUAG
Racocetra persica is the source of this 181-nucleotide messenger RNA. The record is from the annotation of a GenBank genome assembly. Lineage: Eukaryota; Fungi; Glomeromycota; Glomeromycetes; Diversisporales; Gigasporaceae.